GUACAUACUCCGUUCCGUAGAUAGAAGUACAUUAAAAAGAUGAAAAAUGAGUAGCUGUUUGGGGAAACAAAUGCUCCGUAUGUAAUUUGAAUUACGAAAACCUAUGCUUUACGCACCUCCCCUUGUUCGCUUUCUGUCAUUCCGUUUUCCAUCUCCAACGUACGGAGUGCGUAGAAGCACCACUAAAACUAUCUAUGAAUCCAUUCCGUCUCUCUUUCUGAGCUCGUCUUCAAAAUUCCUCCGUUUCUUGACACCAUUUUUUGAAAUCUGGGUUUCGAAAUACCUAUACAUACUUGGAUAUACUCAACUUCACGAUGGCUUCUAAUAUAGGGAUUAUGGAUAGUGCCUACUUUGUGGGAAGGAAUGAGAUUCUUUCCUGGAUCAAUUCCAGGCUUCAGCUUAAUCUUUCUCGUAUUGAGGAGGCUGCAUCUGGAGCAGUGCAAUGUCAGAUGAUUGACAUGACUUACCCAGGAAUUGUUCCGAUGCAUAAGGUGAACUUCGAUGCAAAGACAGAAUAUGACAUGAUCCAGAACUAUAAAGUACUGCAGGAUGUUUUCAACAAGCUUAAAAUUGAAAAGCACAUUGAGGUCAACAGGCUAGUUAAGGGUCGGCCAUUGGAUAACUUAGAGUUCUUACAAUGGUUGAAACGUUAUUGCGAUUCUAUAAAUGGUGGCAUCACGAAUGAGAAUUAUAAUCCUGUGGAACGGAGAGGUAGGGGUGGGAAGGAACGGAGUAGUAAAGUUUCUCAAAGGAAUACAAAGUCCCUACAAACAAACAACUCUCACAGCACAAGCUUAGGGGAUGGAGUUGGCUCCACUAAGAUUUUAGAGUCCAACCAAGCGAAGCCACACAUAGCAACAGCUGCAGUUAAUUCUCCAGCAGAGUUUCAGGCAUUGUCAAAGGAGGUUACAGAACUCAAGCUCUCUAUAGACCUUUUGGAGAAAGAAAGGGAUUUUUAUUUUUCAAAAUUACGUGAUGUUGAAAUUCUCUGUCAGGACCCCGAUGUAGAAAAUGUCCCGAUGGCUGUUGCAAUUAAGAAAAUUCUGUAUGCAGCUGAUGAGAAAGAAUCUGCUCUGGCAGAAGCCAAGGAAAUACUGAACCAAUCUGCAGAUGCUGCUGAUGAAGCCGAACCAGAGGAUCAUGAAGAAGAGGCUGAAGAGUGAAAGUUAAAGAUUAGAGAGUGCUGACACCUAUAUACUAAUACAAGGGUCAAUUAACCAGUUUAGUAAAUUCUCAUUUCCUUAAAAUUCGUAAACCUUCUUAUCUAUCAGUUCCGAUCUUCUGGAUGAUCUUAUAGACCAUGGAAGUGACGCUAAUAUUUUGGCCUUUUAGCCCCAAUUAUUAGACACGUGAACUCCACUGCUGAACUGUGUACUGGGAAUCUGAUUUGCGUGUGGUAGUAACUAGUAAAAGGAUUGCAUAAA
Messenger RNA from Cuscuta europaea, 1424 nucleotides. The record is from the annotation of a GenBank genome assembly. NCBI's taxonomy places the organism in Eukaryota, Viridiplantae, Streptophyta, Magnoliopsida, Solanales, Convolvulaceae.